Molecule: messenger RNA, 647 nt
Organism: Rhagoletis zephyria (snowberry fruit fly)
Lineage: Eukaryota; Metazoa; Arthropoda; Insecta; Diptera; Tephritidae
Source: RefSeq, a predicted model, not a curated record
AGGAGAAGAUCGAUGAAUUCGAAUCAAUGCUCAAUGAACUGUGCGGUUACCAGUCUGCCGGUCAGCACUUGUACCGCAAACAGCAGGAACUGGACGUCCUCUGCAAGAAGACCUCCUUCAGCAGACAGGAGAUUAAGCUGCUCUACUGGGGCUGGAAGGUCGCCUGUCCGGAGGGCAUCCUCGAUGAGCGCACCUUCAAGGACAUUUACGCCCAGUUCUUUCCGCAAGCAGGUGAUGCCUCCCUCUACGCCCACUUUGUCUUCAACGCCAUGUUCUCGGAGACGCUGGCAAAGAACAACGGACAAAUCACCUUUCUCGACUACGCCUGUGCACUGUCCACUCUGAUUCGUGGCACCAUCGGCGACAAGAUCAAGUUCAUCUGGACGCUCUAUGACAUCAACAAGGACGGCAAGAUCACCUACGAGGAAGUUCUGCAGAUCUCCAUUGCCAUCUACGGCCUGCUGGGCUUCAACGUUGCGCCGGCUCACAACUUGCGGACCUACGAAGAGCACGCAAAGCGGGUCUUUGCCAAGUUGGACACCGCCAAAGUGGGCUACAUCACCUAUGAUCAGUUCAAGGAGAUUUGCAUCAAGGACGAAACCAUCUUCAAGUCAAUGGAGAGCCUUGACACGAGUGCCAUGCUCUAA